GCGGUGAUCUGCCAGUUCUUAAACUUUCAGACGAACCCCCUCGGAAAAGCGUAGCAGAGAACGGCCCUUCAUCAUCACAUUGUUAGUCAGCAGCGGUAUGGUGACAAGAGGGCCGGCGGGCUUUAGGUGGAGCUUUCGUUCGUCUUUUUGUGGAGAGAUAGACGCGCAACUUUAGCUUGGAUGAUUGUCCAUGCCGGGGCCACGCAUGGAUGGAGCGCAUGCGGUAUCAAAUGAACAGCGAGUCUGAGCGGGGGCUAUCCGGCUUGUGAUUCAAGGGUGACCAACCAGAGAAAUAGACCUAGAAUUUCUAGGAUAGGUGAAAUAAAGAGUUGGGCUUCGAGCAUCAGUCAAUUGCGAUCAAAACUCGCAUAAUGAGAAGUGCUUGCGGCGCAUCUGGAGUAUGUGACCUUGCCGAAGAAAAAGAAUGGUCAAUCCAAAAACCGUGUUUCGCCCCUGGUGCUGCUCUCUUGCAGGGGGGGCUUUUCACUCCCAAGAGGCUAUAUUUCACCUGUCAGGAGUUAAGUAUGAAGUAGCAGGAAGCUACGCCUCCUAUCACAACAUCGUCAGUUAUGUUGCAAAACGAGAGCCCUGGGCCCCCCGUUUUUGUUCAUAUCCUCCGUGCAUCUAAGGGCGGAAGAUAGCAGACAACGAGAUGCCCCCUGAAGAUUUGAUUUGGAUAGCUCGUGCACAUCAAAAAGGACCUCACGAGUGAACCCAAGAUUUUCACCUUUUCCCCGCCGUCCAAUGCUAGCCUUGCCUCAAAAUCCAUCCAAUGUUUAACAACAAGCGACCCGCAGUAAUUAUUGGUCACGUGAUUGAAUUCGGACCUGCUGGCUUGGUAGCAGCCAAAAGCUCCAGUCCCAGUUGCAUAUUUUUCUGAAUAUUUCGACUUUUGAGUUGAUCGUUUCACCCCUUUUUUGAGCUUUCAUUUUCCUUACUGGUGGAGGGCUAUUACAGUGUAUUUUGUGUUUCUUUGUUCUUCUCGUUUGUUUCGUUUAUUUUGCAAAAGAGCCGCGUAUUUGUUUCUACUGAACAAGUAACGUUAUUUCAACCGACUUCCGGCCUAUCCUUGAGGGAAGACACCUCCUCGCAACAAGGGUCCAUAUUAUGAAGUUUGAGGAUGAAGUUGGGGGUUCCAGUGAUUCGAUAAGCUACUGUUACACUUCAAGGUGUAGCCGCGCGCCGGAGGGUGGCUUUUGCCAUUUGUUGGCUGUCCAUGUUGCAGGGGCUCCAACAUCGUUGCCAAUGCUGGCCCUCCUUGCCAGGCUGGUCAGUCAGUCCCGUAUCAAAGCUGCCAAACCCCUGCGCUGAGUGCUAGUGGAUCAACUUUAAUAUGCAGGAAGCCCAACAAGUCAAAACCGUGCCGCGACCCUCUUUGCAGAGGCCUUCAUUUGCUUUCGGUUCCUUUAGUUACUAACUUUUCUACCACUUUUCUUUUUCGCGUGCUGUUUCGUAUAGAAAUGCAAAUGGACCCUGACAAUUAUCAGACCAAUGUAUGUCCCCAAAUCGAAUGCCAUGUCAAUAUUUUAGCGCCCGGAUUGCGGUAUUUCAUUUACUGCGGCGUUCUUCAUUCCCUUCCAGACCUCGCUUGGGUGAUGGGCUGGGAAAAUCCACUUGUGCUUGAGGAUUGUCGGCCGGGGAAUGCAGGCCUCGAGCCGCGAGGCACAACGUACACCCUGGCCUUCGAAUUGUGGUUGGUCUUCAAGAGUCCACUUUUCCUUAUCCCAGACCAUGAUGCCGCAGUGUUUCUGGCAGCUUGCAGCUUGCAGAUGGAUGGUUUAUUCUUUUUUUUGCAUGUUUAACGCUCCUCGACCUUGGAGAUCUUUUCUGCAAAGCUGAUGCGUGUUUGGUCACAAGAUACUCUGUAUAUCAAAAAAUAGCCGACCAGGUGGCAGUGCAACCAUGGUAAUUCCGGGUUCAGCUGCCAACAAAAUCGAAAACGAGGCAAGCACCUCUUGGAAGCCCAAUGCACAGAAUUGGAUUUGGCAGGAUCCUGCAAUGCUAGUAUCUUCGGCAUCUUAGAAUUCCGCCCGUAAAUUAGCAAAUCUUCAAAAUUAGGAGAUCCACCAACGCGCCUGUCAGCCAAUCCUGACCGCUCUUCUUGAGCAAGCGCUGGCAUUCCGCUAGAACGAAGAUCGUGCAUGUCCACUAGUUAUCGUUGGCUCGACCUAUUUACAUUGGCCCACCUCAUCACCCUCUAAGGCUUUGACUACGUGACAACUCGCCUGAACGAGCCCUUCGGUGUUUGUGAUUAAUCCGGGUUCUAGUUGAACCUGGUUAGAGAAAAGCUGAGCAUGGUUAGAAAAGGAAAAUCAAAAACUCUACUCAUGUCACUCCAUGUCAACCGCAUCUAAAAUACAUACACACAAUAGCUUCUCCGGUCUCAAAACACCAAAUACUCAACACAUACAGUUAUAUUAAAGAUAAGAAUUAUAGAGGAGUGGAGUUACUCUCUAGAAUACUCAACUGAAAAACAAUUUCAUCUUUUUUAAAUAUAUCAGUAUUGUGUUGUGUGAAGUAAUCAGUCUAUUAGUGCAUGUGUAUUUUGGAUAGGGUCUUGGUUCUAGACAUGAUCUGGGUUGAUUUUCUAACCAUGUUCAACUUUUCUCCAACCACGUUCAACUGGAUGCCAUGAUUAAUCUUUUCUCUUUAAUGAUUUCCUUUAGCGGCAUGUUGCAAGGACUCUCUCCAAUGAGUAUGUAGAGUCCACCUCUCGCCGAGAUUAUUAGACGGCGCAGAUAUGCCAUACUUUGCGGCACAGCGACCACAAAUCCCCGCCUAGCGCACCAUAGUUGGAUUCUGCUUUACGCUGUAACUGAUCGAUCAAUCCAGGUCUCUGAGUGGUGGGCGAUUUUGCGGCAUGGGACAGAUGUCACGGCACGAAGGACUCAUCGUACGCCCGUCCGAAUGUUUCAGGGUUUUUUUUUUUUUUUUUUAUUUCCCUCCCCCAUAGGCGCAUGAUACAAUUCGACCAUUCCUUGUGAUUUGAACAACACCCAAAUACCCGCCCAACUCAGGCUCCUGGAACCUCUUUUGAUGCGAGUCUAUCUCAAGGAUCUGCCAAUUCCUCUGACCUAUCCGGGUACUAGCAAACUGUUUGUUAUUGUCGGCAUGGGGCGCGCGGGCCCAGCCAUGAACCAUAAUAUGGCAUAUCGGGCGAGAGAGGCACUUCAUUACUCUCCCUAUUUGCCCAAAUUUAAAAGAGCAGGGGGGCCUCAAACACGAACCCCCGUCAAGGCGUUGCUCAUUGUUCAGCUUGUGGCCAGGUUGUCGAUGAGAUUUUGCGUCAGUCGCGUUUAGUUUAGAGCUGCUCUGUUAUUUUCUUUUUUCUUCUGUUGGCCUUUUCUCCUUUCGCACUGGCUCGCCUGUCUUCAGCCCCGAUUACCCGGCCAUCCACUCCCAUUUUAAUGGCGAUUCACUUCCUAACCCAUAAUGUCUCUCUGUGCUAAACCUCAUUUCACGAAGCCGAGCUUGUUCUGACGCGCCCAUCAUCCAUUCCUCCACAUUCCUUUCUUGCCCUCCCUCCCACUGUCUGAUGGACUAGUUUUUUCUCAUAGAAGCCAAACAAUUGUGUGGAACAAAAUGCGGCUAAAGUCAGCGUGCUCCUACAUCUAAUGCCUGUUCUACCAAGCUUAUUCCAUAUGCAUAAUGGUAUUUCUAGGCCCUCUGCAUGUGGGAGGGAAUGAAGGAUGCAUGUUAACCGCUGGAUGCUGGACUGAAACUGAACAAUCUUGCUGAGCCUCGUUCAUUAAGUUACCGAAUAAGCAUGGGCUGGGGUGGAGAUGAUUCCCAAUUUUAACCCUACAUUAAGUAUCCGUACACACGGUGUGUAUACUUGAAUAGGACACCUCCGAAACAUUGGUUCAGGUCUAGAGCAACCCCCUUCCUAUGCUCUGUUCCCCACUGCAUCACUCUUUUCCUUCGACCUUUGCACAUGACAUUUCUCCUGAUACAUAUUUUGCCCUGAGGCUGCCUGAUACUGUACGCUCCUGAGAAACUAAUUUCAGAGUCACCAUAUACUUCAUGAACUAGGUUGUUGGGUCUAAACUGAUGCGUCGUUCCGAACCCAUAUCGCCCGCCCCUCAUCGUACUUUGAGCGUAGCCAUAUUGUCAAUUGAAGCUUUGUACAUCCUGCUAGCAGGACUAGCCCAUGUCAUUCAACGAUAUUGUCAAUGGCCAAUUUUAACACUGAAUUUUUUUUCUUCUUCUUGGGCUUCCCCACAACUACGGUACCUUACCAUCGCCCCGUUGCUGUAGAAGCUAUUCGAGGGUUAAAUGCAAUGUCAGAGCGUACAUUUGGGCUCAUCACUGUACAUUCUUAUCGCACAUAUAAUCAUGAUUGGAAAUAUAAAUGAUAACAUCGUAUUCAUUGUAGUUAUCCCCGUUAAGAUAUUUUCGUACCUGAUAGGACUGUUUCCCACUUUAGAUAUGGCAUCCAGCGUGGAGGGGCAAUUAGGGUUAUGACUCACAUGACUUUUGCUCCCCGCCUCAAAAAAAAAAGCGAAGGUAAUGACAGAACACUCACCAGCGCACAUUUAACUGACAAACAGCAAUAAUUUUUCGCGCAACUUAUCUUCUAGGUUAUUUUGAUACCCAGAGGCGCCAUACAGCCAUGGCAGCCUCCACCGCAGUUCUCGUACAUAUCGACGAAGAUGUUGGCAAUGAUGACCAGACCGCAACCGGAACUGAGUCUUCCCCUUACAAGACUCUAGUCUAUGCUUUCCUCCAACAGCCGCCUUCAACGCCAGAUAUUCAUUAUCUGACGCGCAAAUCGGUAACACGUCCUAUCAAUGAAGGUGAAGACCCUUCUGUGCGAUUGGAAUGGAAGCCCGCGACCAAGUCCGCGCUGAAAAAGGCCACCAACCUCUACGAACAACGAAAGAAGAAAGCUGCAAAGGAGAAGGAGCUAGCUAUUCGCGAGAAAGAAGAGUUAGAAAAGCGGAAAUUAGUCCUCGAAGAGGCUAAGAAGGUGGUCAUCAAGGAAGAUGAGUCGCUACCCAAGCCACUCAAGAUAAGAUUGAACGAGACGGACCCCGCCAAGAUCAAGCUGAGACCGAGUGACGGCGAUGAUACCCCUGGCACCCGCGUUCGUGUAGUCGGACGGGUCCAUCGCCUAAGAUCGCAAAAGGAUAUGAUGUUUGUGACGCUGUCAGAUGGGUAUGGACUACUACAAUGUAUUUUCUCAGGUGAUCUGGUCAAGACCUACGACAUGAUGACUCUGACCCUAGAAACAUCGAUUGCAAUCCAUGGAGAAAUGCGAGCAGUACCGCCCAAGAACCAUGCGUAUGAUGAUCGCGAACUCCAUGCGGACUUCUUCACCAUAAUUGGUCGUGCUGCUGGUGACAAGGAGGCUAUUACUACGCGUGUUGCUCCCGACUCGGAUCCCCACACUCUCUAUGACAACAGACACCUUGUGCUUCGAGGGGAGACUUCAUCCUCUAUCAUCAAGGUUCGUGCUGCGACCCUUCGAGCUUUCCGAAAAGUGUUCGAGGAAAAGGGUAUGCUAGAAGUCACGCCCCCAUCGAUGGUGCAAACUCAAGUCGAGGGAGGAAGCACCUUAUUUGAAUUCGACUACUAUGGUGAAAAGGCCUACCUGACCCAAUCCUCCCAAUUGUAUCUCGAAACCUGUCUUCCAUCCCUUGGUGAUGUAUUCUGCGUCUGUCCAUCCUUCCGUGCAGAGAAAUCUCUCACCCGCCGCCAUUUAUCCGAGUACACUCAUGUUGAAGCGGAACUCGACUUCAUCAGCUUCACCGACUUGCUUGAUCAUCUAGAGGAUAUGAUCUGCCGUGUUAUUGACACCGUUCUUUCAGAGCCAUUGAUUGCGCGAUAUGUCAAGGAGCUCAACCCGAACUUCAUACCACCAUCACGCCCAUUCAGGCGAAUGAAAUACGCCGAAGCAAUCGAGUGGCUGCGUGAGCACGAGAUCCUAAACGAACAAGGGAAACCACAUACAUUUGGCGAUGAUAUUGCUGAAGCUGCAGAGCGGAAAAUGACAGACAUGUUGAACGUGCCAAUCUUCCUUACUCAUUUCCCCGUAGAGAUUAAGGCGUUUUACAUGAAAAAGGACCCUGAAGAUUUACGCGUUACAGAGAGUGUGGACGUACUUAUGCCAGGUGUUGGCGAGAUUGUGGGGGGUAGUAUGAGGAUGGAGGACUGGGAUGAGCUGAUGGCGGCGUAUAAACGGGAAGGGAUGGAUCCGUCGCCAUAUUAUUGGUACACCGACCAGCGAAAAUAUGGAACCUCACCUCACGGUGGUUAUGGCAUUGGGCUUGAGCGAUUCUUAGCAUGGAUGUGCGCGCGCUAUACCGUUCGCGAAUGCUGUCUCUAUCCACGUUUUACGGGACGGUGCACGCCAUAAACAUUUACCCGGUUUGUGUUUUACUAGAUCUCCUGAAAGCUAUGAGAUUUUAGAUCAUGCAAGUCGGAUCUUCGUGCAAGUAGAAGAAACAUGUGAAGCUGGUCGAGGCGAAGAAAUAGAGAAAUACUACCAUUUAUUAACAGCUUACUAUAAUAUGAGCCUCUAGCUUAUUUAGUCUACCCAUCCUAGUCCCGCCAUAUACAUGGCUAGAUAGAUAGAGCUUAGGUGCAUGGAAAUAUAUGAGCUCGUUCUUCACUUUUCCCUUUGGUGUCAUCCAUUUCGUUUCGUCGCACAAACUAUAGUUCCCAUUCCAUAUUUUCUAACAAGGCCCUAAGUCAAUGUUAAAGAGGGAGGAGACAGUUCACCUCAUAUUUAAUUUUCCUCUCCAUCGUGGCAUGGUAUAUGCGUGUUUAAGGUCCGAAAAUACUCAAUAACUUAGUACUCUUAGUUUUUGC
This is a messenger RNA of Blastomyces gilchristii SLH14081, 6813 nucleotides long. RefSeq names its product asparaginyl-tRNA synthetase. Gene Ontology annotation, biological process: asparaginyl-tRNA aminoacylation. Gene Ontology annotation, cellular component: cytoplasm. The transcript is spliced from 4 exons. Bases 4613 to 6358 code for a protein of 581 amino acids. NCBI's taxonomy places the organism in Eukaryota, Fungi, Ascomycota, Eurotiomycetes, Onygenales, Ajellomycetaceae. The record is from RefSeq and is a predicted model, not a curated record. Gene Ontology annotation, molecular function: ATP binding; asparagine-tRNA ligase activity; nucleic acid binding.